AUGUUAAACAGGGUUGAGAAAUCUUUUUCCAAGAAAACUGAACAGUAUAACCGUCUUUUCCUAGCUAUUGAUCAGUUUGGUUUUGAGAUUAUGCUUUGCACCGCUUGCGCUUCUCAGAGCCUGGUAUGCAAGAUGAUGGAUAAUGCAAAGUAUUGUUCUCAGUAUAUCCGUUGUACUUGUUCUUGUAAUGGCUGUAGGGUUUCUGUUUCUGCUCUUUCGCGCAUUAUAGCAGAAGAUAAGAGGCUGGAAUCGAAGGAGUGGGAGGUGGAGGCAGAGCUGGAGGGAGCUCAUCAUCGAGCGUUGGAGGUUCUUAACGAGGCUUGCGCGAAGAUCUCGGAAUCCGCUGCUCGUCUUGCUCGCCUGUGCAUCCAGCAUAGGUCUCUUGCUUCCCGGGGCGCUCAGAUGGUGAAUGCGGGCCUUGAGUCUCUUGAUAAGCUGGAUGAGCGGGAAUGUUGUGAGGAGGAGGAAUGCAAUCUUGCUGCAUUGGUUCGUGAAGCAGUAUCGGCUGAGAGUAUUUUGGCUGAGGAUUCCCUGUUUGAUGGUUUUGACUGGAACUCUGUUAACCCUAGUGGGGCUGUUGUGGAUUAUUCUGGAUUUUUGGGAAGCGAGGUUCCUGAGGCUUCUGAAUCUCGGUCCGGGGCGGAGCGGUCGUCCUAG
Molecule: messenger RNA, 657 nt
Organism: Cryphonectria parasitica EP155
Lineage: Eukaryota; Fungi; Ascomycota; Sordariomycetes; Diaporthales; Cryphonectriaceae
Exons: 2
Coding region: 1-657 (218 amino acids)
Source: RefSeq, a predicted model, not a curated record